Charadrius vociferus (killdeer) is the source of this 3593-nucleotide messenger RNA. It is a transcript of the gene AP2A2, whose product is annotated as adaptor-related protein complex 2, alpha 2 subunit. Gene Ontology annotation, cellular component: AP-2 adaptor complex; membrane coat. Gene Ontology annotation, molecular function: clathrin-cargo adaptor activity. Gene Ontology annotation, biological process: clathrin-dependent endocytosis; intracellular protein transport. NCBI's taxonomy places the organism in Eukaryota, Metazoa, Chordata, Aves, Charadriiformes, Charadriidae. The transcript has 24 exons. The record is from RefSeq and is a predicted model, not a curated record. Bases 1 to 3051 code for a protein of 1016 amino acids.
AUGACCAUAAGGACAGAAGAAAGCAAUAACUGGUGGGGAAUAGAUGUGGCGUGGGACUGUGUCGCUCUGCGUGUUCACAGCCUUCAUGAGAAACACGUGGCCCUGGGUUUGAACGCCUGCAUGCCCAGGGAGUCAGAGGCAUCUGAAUCGCUGCGUGUAAUGCAGAGCAACUGCAUCACUUACACAACUGAAGGCAGGCUCACAAGCGGCAAAAGUAAAGAAGCGGAGAUAAAGAGGAUAAAUAAAGAACUAGCAAACAUUCGGUCCAAAUUUAAAGGUGACAAGGCUCUGGAUGGUUACAGUAAGAAAAAAUAUGUCUGCAAACUGCUUUUCAUCUUUCUGCUGGGGCAUGACAUUGACUUUGGUCACAUGGAGGCUGUAAACCUGCUCAGUUCCAAUAGAUAUACAGAGAAACAAAUUGGAUAUCUCUUCAUCUCCGUACUAGUGAACUCUAACAGUGAGCUCAUCCGCUUAAUAAACAAUGCGAUCAAGAAUGACUUGGCCAGCCGCAACCCCACUUUCAUGGGGCUUGCUCUGCAUUGUAUUGCUAAUGUGGGUAGCCGGGAGAUGGCGGAAGCAUUUGCUGGAGAAAUUCCAAAAAUACUUGUAGCUGGAGAUACUAUGGAUAGUGUGAAGCAGAGUGCUGCCUUAUGCUUGCUGCGUUUAUAUAGAACUUCUCCUGACCUUGUUCCCAUGGGAGACUGGACGUCUAGAGUGGUGCAUCUCCUCAAUGACCAGCACUUGGGUGUGGUUACAGCAGCUACAAGUCUGAUCACGACUUUGGCACAGAAGAACCCAGAAGAGUUUAAAACUUCAGUCUCCUUGGCAGUGUCUAGAUUGAGCAGAAUUGUAACUUCUGCAUCAACAGAUCUUCAGGACUAUACUUACUACUUUGUUCCUGCUCCCUGGUUAUCUGUGAAACUUCUGAGGCUGUUACAGUGCUAUCCACCUCCAGAAGACCCUGCGGUACGUGGUCGUCUAACAGAAUGCCUGGAAACUAUUCUUAACAAAGCACAGGAGCCACCAAAGUCAAAAAAAGUCCAACACUCAAAUGCAAAGAAUGCUGUGCUGUUUGAGGCAAUAAGCUUAAUUAUACAUCAUGACAGUGAGCCAAAUCUACUAGUCCGUGCCUGUAACCAACUAGGUCAGUUCUUGCAGCACCGAGAAACUAAUUUGCGUUACCUAGCACUGGAAAGCAUGUGCACGCUUGCCAGCUCUGAAUUCUCACAUGAGGCUGUGAAAACACACAUAGAAACAGUUAUCAAUGCAUUGAAGACUGAAAGAGAUGUAAGUGUACGACAGAGAGCUGUAGAUCUCCUGUACGCAAUGUGUGACCGAAGCAAUGCCCAACAGAUUGUGGCCGAAAUGCUCAAUUACCUGGAGACUGCUGAUUAUUCCAUUAGAGAAGAAAUUGUUCUGAAAGUUGCAAUUCUAGCUGAGAAGUAUGCAGUGGAUUAUACCUGGUAUGUGGAUACAAUCUUGAAUCUGAUUCGUAUUGCUGGUGACUAUGUCAGUGAAGAAGUGUGGUAUCGAGUUAUUCAGAUUGUCAUCAACAGGGAUGAUGUUCAAGGGUAUGCAGCAAAGACUGUUUUUGAGGCUCUCCAAGCUCCAGCAUGCCAUGAGAAUCUUGUAAAAGUGGGUGGCUACAUCUUGGGAGAAUUUGGAAAUCUGAUAGCAGGUGAUCCAAGAUCAAGUCCCCUCAUCCAGUUCAACUUGCUACAUUCCAAGUUUCACCUGUGUAGUGUUCCUACCCGAGCUCUGCUUCUGUCUACCUACAUCAAGUUUGUGAACCUGUUUCCAGAAAUCAAAACUACAAUUCAAGAUGUAUUGCGCAGUGACAGUCAGCUAAAGAAUGCUGAUGUUGAGCUGCAGCAGAGAGCUGUUGAGUAUUUGAGGCUCAGUACUAUUGCAAGUACUGAUAUAUUGGCUACAGUGCUGGAAGAAAUGCCUCCCUUUCCAGAGAGGGAGUCUUCUAUUUUGGCUAAACUCAAGAAGAAGAAAGGCCCAGGCACAGUUACUGACCUGGAGGAGAUCAAAAAGGAGAGGAGCUCUGAUAUGAACGGAAGUGCUGAACCUGCCUCUGUCAAUGCCAGUGCUGUUUCUACUCCUUCUCCAUCUGCAGAUCUGCUGGGUCUGGGUGCUGCCCCUCUCACCAAUUCGGCUCCCCCACCGUCCUCUAGUGGCAGCCUGCUGGUGGAUGUAUUUUCAGAUUCUCCUUCUGCAGUUGCACCUCUUGCUCCUGGUUCUGAUGACAACUUUGCAAGCCCUGACCUGGCUUCAUCUGAGGUAGUUUCUGAGGAACCAGCUGAUACUGUGCAUGAUGCUGAUGAGCUUUUUCACAAGUUUGUGUGUAAAAAUAAUGGAGUCUUAUUUGAAAAUCAGUUGCUACAAAUUGGAUUGAAAUCUGAAUUUCGACAGAACCUGGGACGUAUGUUCAUAUUCUAUGGUAAUAAGACAUCAACACAGUUCUUGAAUUUUACUCCAACAGUAAUCUGCUCAGAUGACCUACAGUCAAAUAUCCUUAAAUGCAGUAGCGUGUGUACAAAACCUGUUGACCCCACAGUGGAUGGAGGAGCACAGGUUCAACAGGUUGUGAACAUAGAAUGUGUGUCAGACUUUAUGGAAGCUCCAAUCCUGAACAUUCAAUUCAGGUAUGGCGGAACAUUUCAAAAUCUUUCGGUAAAAUUACCCAUCACACUGAAUAAAUUUUUCCAGCCAACAGAGAUGUCUUCUCAAGACUUUUUUCAGCGUUGGAAGCAACUCAGCAAUCCGAAACAAGAAGUACAGAAUAUCUUUAAAGCAAAACACCCAAUGGAUGCAGAGAUCACAAAAGCAAAGAUAAUUGGCUUUGGAUCAGCCCUACUUGAGGAGGUAGAUCCCAAUCCUGCUAACUUUGUUGGUGCUGGUAUCAUACAUACAAAAACUACUCAGAUUGGAUGCUUGCUGCGCCUUGAACCCAACCUCCAGGCACAGAUGUAUAGGCUCACACUACGAACAAGUAAAGAAGCUGUGUCUCAGAGAUUAUGUGAAUUGCUCUCAGAACAGUUUUAAUAUUAACCAUGUCAGUUUUGGUUUUUCCAUUUAUAUCGCUGUCGUCAUACUGCAAAUAAAUGUCUUGUACAUCACUGUCUGAGUACUGCAAUGUUAACCAAUACCAGCUCCCUGCCUUAAUAGGACUUGACCCUUGUUUGAAAUUAAGACUAAAAUGUACAGUACAGGGAAGUGACUUUUUACAUUAAAAAUGGCUUUUAGUGUGUUACACAAAGGGUGGGAGGGCUGUUUUGUGCUUUUUUUUUUUUUUUGCAGAGGUCAGGCUUUUAAACUUGUUAAAGGGAAACUGAUUUAGAUGUGGUAACCAAGGAUUUCAACUGGAAAUGGCUAGUAACUGUUCAGCCUUAGUGCCUUUAACAGGUACUCCCUCUGCUCUGAGCUGAAAGAAACCAAUGUCAUGCUGCUCAGUAAGGUUAAUGCAGCAAUGUUCAACUUAACAAAAUGUUGACUCUGCAAGUCUUGUACUGGACGGAAAGGCAGAUUCCAAGAUGUGUGUGAAUCUGAUUCAAGUGAAUGUUUGUGUUAAGUGUCACCAAUAUUUG